UGCCCCCGCUCGUCUGCCCCGACUCUGCUGGAGGAUCAGUGUGUGAAGAAGCGAUACAGCAGUCCGCGCCGUAUCCUGCUGGACCCCCAAGUUUACCAGCCUUCCCCCCGCUGUGAUAAAUAAAUGCCCGGCGGUGGAGCCCUGAACCCCGCUCAGCCCGAGGAGGACUCAGACCCGCUACCCGCCCCGUCCAGGACUCAGAGAGCCGAGCUCCAGCUCCCCGCCGCGCCACAGGCCCCCUCGCUUUCUCCAUGCUUCGAGCUCGAGCCACGAUGAAGCCGGAGAUCACCGCCGCCGUGGGCUUUCUGUCCAGGUUCAUUCGAGUGAAGGGCCACGUCAACGACCGCCAGCUACAGACCUUCAGCCAGACCCUCCAGGACAUUCUGGCAGAACAGUAUAAACACCACUGGUUCCCUGACAGACCCUGUAAGGGUUCAGGCUACCGCUGCAUACGCAUCAACCACAAGAUGGACCCUCUGGUGGGGCAGGCAGGCCAGCGCAUCGGCCUGUCCAUCCAGCAGCUCUACCUGCUCUUGCCCAGUGAGCUCACCCUGUGGGUGGACCCCUUUGAGGUGUCCUACCGCAUCGGUGAGGACGGCUCUAUCUGCGUUCUCUACGAGUCACAGCCCUCUGCUAUCACCAACAACAGCGCCUCCACUGGAACCAGCAACAGCUCCCUGGUGGACAGUCAUAUCAGCUGCAAGGAAGAACUGCUGGUGCUGGGACGAACCAGCCCAGCCAAACCAUAUAUGAUGACCGUGUCCAGCUAAAGGAGCUGUGUCCGGUUGGUUUUUAAGAUAACCACAUGAAAUAAGGAGAAAAAAAAAUUAAAGAGAGGAGAAAGGAAAAAAAAGCGGAGGAUGUGGCCUAGUAUGUUCAGAUGAUGGAAACCUCGUAGGUUAAUUUCAAGCGUUUGGUUUGUCUGUUCUGUUUUUGUGUUGGAUCUACCAGAGACUCAGACCCUGGGGCAGCUAUGAAGACCAUUUCCCCUCCUGUUUCCUGGAGCAAAUGGCUUCAGACUGGGGGCUUUUAUUCUCAACAGUCAAUGUUGACUUUGCACUUUUUCUCACGUCAUUUAUUUCAUCUCACUGCCGCAGACCAGCGCCCUCUAAGUCUAGGCUUUCUGAAGUCCAGGCAUGCCAGCAGUUGCACCAGUGCUGAGGGGCCGCCUUUAAGAGCCUUUUCUUAAAAAAAAAAAACUAAAAAAAAAAACUGAUGUGUUUUUGGACCACAGGGCGCUAUUACCCUCCCCUUUUUAUCUCAGCGUCUGGUGCAUUGCUGUCGACCACAUUUGACCUCUUCUCCUGGGCUUCAGUUUGACUGGCACAAACAAAGUUUCAGAAAGCCUAACUUCUUCUCUAUGCUACUGCUCUGGAAAGCAAAUGUCGCUUCUGUCUGCCAUGGCUGUCGUUGUUGACACUGUGACGGAAAUGUUCUCAUUCUUUAUACCUUUAGAAUGAAUGUCAUUUGAAAAAAAAAUUAAUUUAAUUUAAGCCUUUUUGUGUUGUCAUGCCAAAAAAAUAUGUAGCGUAGCCUAGUCCGGGUCUGCUUAGGAAAGGCAUUGAAUGCACUUUUGACAUUUAAAUUUGCGUGGGAUGUUUUGAUAAAAACAGCCACAUUCCAACUUUUUGAAUGUCCCAGCAUCAGAUCACACUAUUUCUGUUUAUUUAGUUUUUCCCCCCAAUUUUCUGUUAUUUGGUUGGAAUUAUGGAGCAUAAUGGAUUAUGCUGUAUUUUAUUUUUUGAAAACAAACACAAAAGAAACAAAUAUGAUUUAAACCAAGAAGCCAGUAUAACAACAUACAUACCAUAGAACAGCAAAUAGAUAAGUGUAUGACUUAACCUUUGCAAGGCAUUUGUGAAGCUGGCCCCAAGUUGAUAUUUCAGUUAUAUGACGCAGGUUAAACUUUCCAUCCACACACACACACAUCACAUUGUGCAAGAGUAGCUGUUUUGCUUGUUUUAAUUGAUUGUUUUUUUAAAGCAUCAGGGAGAUUGGAGUAUGGAUAGAGGUCUGGCUGUGAUCUGCACUGGCCUGAAAGCACUGUGUGUAUGUUGUGGGACGUUUAGGUUUUGUGUGUAUGCUGAGUGAGAGGGAAGAGAACCAUCCUGUGUUGAAUUUUAUCCCUAAACUAUCUCAAACCUCAGAACCCACAGGGCUGGGCUGUAGUCCAUUUCUCCAUCUUUGAGAAUUGAAGGGAAAGAGAGAUUUUUUUUCUCAUGUUUUCUCACACAGCACGCUGAAGCACAGGGCUCACAUGGCCAGCAGCUUGGAGACAAAAGAGCCAGCCACCCACUACCCCUCAGCUCGGAGCGCACAUAGUACCACGUAUAUACAAUAUACAUAUCAUGCCUCUCUCACUCCAGGUUCCAGGGGGGAGGAGGGGGGUCACCCACCAGACCAGAGCAGCUAAAUUUCACGUUCCUCCGUGACCCCCCUCCGACACUGUGUACACACUCAAGUAAAAAAAAAAAAAACAGCCUCGGAGGAGAGACCAACCAGCACACACACACUUUAGUGCGCUCCAAACCCCACUGAGCCUUACUUGAGGGUGUGUGAGAUUAAGUGAGGGAGAGAAUGGAGAUGGAUGGUACCUCCCAGUCUCUGGUCAUGGUGCUGCUGAUGGAUUCAUGUUGAAUCUGUUUACAUGAGAUCAGAUACGAACUAGUUCGAGUGCACUUGAGUUGGGGAAGGUCAGGUCAUUCUGCAGGAUGGAAUAGUUGGGGAUUGUCUGUAAAGGUGUGUGUGUGUGUGUUUGUGUGUGUUCAUGUGCGUGUGUGUUGCGGGGUUCUGGCCUUAGCUCUUAAGCUGCUGAGGCAGGGUGCUGAUGAUCAGUCCUGUAUGUGUGCUAAUGCCUCUGACCCUAGAGGAUCAUGGGUAAUGAAGCCAGGUUGUUGAUGCACUGCCCUCCCUUCUGUCUCGUCCUCUCUCUCUCUACUGUUGCCCUCCAUUGGCCAAUAAAAGGCAGAGAACCCCGUUUCUGUUACAUUGGACAGCAGCACACAUCUGUUCAUUUUAAUCUCCAACAUGGGCUGAUGCAAUUGCGCGUAGCAAGUUAAUGAAGCCACGCUUAUUCUUUUGAUACUAUUUUUAGGCCUUCCUAAAAGACGGUCCGUGCUUUCGGACAUAUCCCACUGUCCUACUUUUCACAAGGCAGUCUUAAACUCGGACAGGCAGCACUCCCCCAAAUUCACCCUCCCCCUGAUUCUCCAGAGGGUUGUUUUUAUUAUUCAGAGCAUUUUACCACACUCGGGUGAUCUUAACCAAAUUCGAUUGCACAUUUUGGAUGUCCCUUUUUAUUUUUGAAAUACCUACGAUUUUAAAACAACUUGCCCUCCCCCAUCGUCUCUGCGGCAAUAACGGCUUCCCCUUUGAUUCUGAGCCUCAUAUGAGUUCUGUUCGCCUUCGCACAAAUGGGUUUCAGUGACAUUUAUACGCAAAGUGUUUUUGUUUUUUGGAUCGUCGGAGGAAAGAGCACAUAAAAUGCACUAUGCUAACAUUUUUUAAGUUAUGUGACAUGGAGAUGUGAAAGUCUCCACAGGAAUGUAUUGCCAAACUCAGGCCUCAGACAUUCAACCCUUACCGGAGGAGUGCAUGUUAAGAUGUGUAAAAUGGAAGGGAAUUGCUCAGUUCGUUUCUUGUCAAUCUUGUCAGCAGCGGCUAGAAUUAUUGUCACUUUCACAUUUGGGGUGUUUUGCGUAUUUGUAGAAUGUACUGUUAUUGUACAACCUAUGGUAGAACACAUCCACAACAUUUACACAUGGAAAGUGCCAAUAAUUAAUAUUCUGAGAUGUUUUUGGUGUGUUCCUUUUUGUAUUUCAUAUUUUAACACAGACUGCUCUUUGAUAAGUGAAGCCAUUUGUGUCAGGAGUGUUGGCGAGGACCAAAGUUGUUUUGGUAAAAAAAGAACAUUAGUUUCCAUGAUCUGUGCUGAUAGACUUAUCCUUUGUUGUUUUUUUUCUUCUUCUCUUUUUUUUAACGUAUAAAAAAAAAAAAAAAAAAAUCUGAGCUACCCAAGCAGAAAAGCUGUCUCUAUAUUGUGAUCUCCAGUCUGUACAUCUUUUGUUGUGUUUUAUUUUUAUUUUCCUUGGGUAUGUUGUAAUGAACUGCUGUAAAUUUGUACAGUUCAUGUAAAUUGAUUGUGCGGAAGUUGUACAGAUUUCUAUAUUUUGGAAGAAAAGUUUUUUUCUCUGUAAUAAAAGAUUUCCUAUCUUGGCAAUGUU
This is a messenger RNA of Astyanax mexicanus (Mexican tetra), 4223 nucleotides long. RefSeq names its product B-cell translocation gene 1, anti-proliferative (gene btg1). The transcript is spliced from 2 exons. Gene Ontology annotation, cellular component: nucleus; cytoplasm. The record is from RefSeq and is a predicted model, not a curated record. Bases 252 to 770 code for a protein of 172 amino acids. Lineage: Eukaryota; Metazoa; Chordata; Actinopteri; Characiformes; Acestrorhamphidae. Gene Ontology annotation, biological process: negative regulation of cell population proliferation; negative regulation of mitotic cell cycle.